This is a messenger RNA of Oreochromis aureus, 1551 nucleotides long. Its product is annotated as amphoterin-induced protein 3-like. The record is from RefSeq and is a predicted model, not a curated record. The transcript is spliced from 2 exons. The coding region runs from base 1 to 1551 and encodes 516 amino acids. Lineage: Eukaryota; Metazoa; Chordata; Actinopteri; Cichliformes; Cichlidae. Gene Ontology annotation, cellular component: plasma membrane. Gene Ontology annotation, molecular function: protein binding.
AUGACUAAAGGUGUUAUAUGUGACAACAAUGAAUCCAAAGGUGCUGACCUUCCACCCACAGAGGCCAAGAAUUUUCCAGAGACCCUAUUAGUGGGUAACUGGGCCUUUGUUUUGAUGGCUAACUUCAUGCUCCACUGGACUCACAUGGGAGAACCAGAGGGAUUAGAAACCUUGAAGGAUUCAAAAACCAUGACCUGCGGACUAAAUCCAAGCCUUCUCUUGGCGCUGCUCUGUUUUCUCCACAGCACUGAGGAGACCUGCCCCUCCAUGUGCCUCUGUAUAUCCGAUGCAGUAAGCUGUAGCUCCAGCGGACUUACCAAGCUACCUCACUCCCUGCCCUCUUUCUCUAUAAGUCUCGACCUCAGCCACAACCAUGUCUCCUGGCUGAGUCCAGGCUGCUUCAACGGGAUGUCCAGGCUGGAAAACCUGUUGAUGGCGCACAAUCAGCUCAAAGCCCUGAAUCCUGGAACUUUUCAAAACGUCUCUGGUCUCAGGCACCUUGACCUGUCCUCCAAUAGGUUGCGUGUGGUAGAGCAGCACUACUUUCAGGGGCUUUGGAGGCUGGAGGAGCUCCUUCUCUUCAAUAAUAAGAUCGCACGGGUGGAGGCCGGCACGCUGAGUGGCCUGAGCAGCUUAAAAAAGGUCUAUUUCAGCCUCAACCAAAUCACAGACUUCCCUUUCUUCUCAAUCCAAGAUCACACUCAUCCAUUCCUGAGCAUGUUAGAUCUCUCAUCCAACCGCCUGACCCAUCUGCAAUGGGAGGAUGUGAAAGCUUUGCCCAGGUUGGUGCAGCGGGGCCUGUAUCUCUACAACAACUCUCUGAUCUGUGACUGCUCCAUGUACAGCGUGUUUUGGCACUGGGACCUGAGGGGCUAUGACUCAGUGAGGGACUUUAAGGAGGAGCAUAUCUGCUUCAUUAACGGAGACCUACGAUCGUCCAUCCAAUUUCUACAACAGAACCGCUUCUUCCUCAACUGCACUGUGGAAAAACCUGUUUUGCAGCCUGUAACAGUUCUCCUUUCCAACGUGUUGGUUUCAGAGGGAGAAAGGGUGCGUCUAGACUGCCAAACAUCCCUGACGAGCACAGAUCUCUCAUUUACGUGGCUCUCCCCAAGCAAGGGGCACAUCACCGAAGCCAGCAUAGAUGACAAUCUAAUUAACCUGCUUCCUAAUGGUACUUUGGAGAUCCGAGCAACCAAGGUCAAUGACUCGGGACUGUAUGUGUGCACAGCUGUGGAUAUUAAACAGGCACUGAAUGCAACUCGGGAAGUGAACGUGACGGUGCUGCUGCCCACGGCAGAGUUAUUCAACACUGGCUACACAACGCUGCUCGGCUGUAUAGUGACUACAAUAAUUAUCCUCAGCUACCUUUAUCUGACUCCAUGUCGCUGCAUCUACUGCAAACGGUCAAAGCAGUAUGAGUCAAGCAGUCUAUCUUCUACCCUCUUCCACUCUACAAGAGACCAGAGCAAAAACCAAACUAAUAAACACGUAGCGUUCAUUGACCCGGUGAUGAAUGAAGAAGGAACAGAUUGGUCUCUGGAAAGCUGA